Molecule: messenger RNA, 402 nt
Organism: Parnassius mnemosyne (clouded apollo)
Lineage: Eukaryota; Metazoa; Arthropoda; Insecta; Lepidoptera; Papilionidae
Source: the annotation of a GenBank genome assembly
AUGAAUAGCAAGUCUUUCUCUGUUGAAACCGCUUUCGAUUCUGUGGUCGCAAACAGCCAGAAAUACAUCAUUAACAUAAAUACCCUCAGAGAGGGGAGCAAGUUCGACGCCAACGAGGAGGAGGCGCGGGCGGAGAGGAAGCGACGCCAGAGACUCGCGCAAGAGGAAUUUCGACAGAAGCAACUUCUCAAGCAGAAAUCUGGUCUAGAUGAGCGCCAAACGCUCUCAAAAGACAACAGCAGCCUGGACACUUUGCUGAUGGCAAUACCGACUCAGGAUAUAAUUAUUGAGGAAACUGGUAACACUGAAGAGGCGGGGAAGCGGAAGUCUCCCUCGCGUGACGGUGGCUCCUCCAAGCGGCGGGGCAGUAUUGCAGACAAACUUGAAAUAGUUUCAGAUUAA